Messenger RNA from Penaeus vannamei (Pacific white shrimp), 1433 nucleotides. RefSeq lists its product as uncharacterized. The record is from RefSeq and is a predicted model, not a curated record. Lineage: Eukaryota; Metazoa; Arthropoda; Malacostraca; Decapoda; Penaeidae.
GGGGGGGUUCUCUACGUCGACAGAUCCUACCUGGCCGAAGGAGUAGCGGCGCUCCAGUCGACGCUCCUGAGAAUUUUCAUUCGGACGUAAACGAGAUCCUCAUUGAAAGGAGAAUGUGAAAAGAGUUGUUUGUUUGUAAUAAUAGUGUUUGGAGUUUUUUUGCGUGGAGGCAAAGCUUGCACGAUGAUCUGGACAACACAAAAUCACAAGAUGUCCCCUGAGACGAAAUCUUGGGCGAUGAAGAAGACGGGGAUGCUGGUCGUGGCCGCUGCCCUCACCGUCUCUGCGUUCGUCGGCUAUCUGUUCCUGAGUGGAUCCGAGGGCGAGACCAUCAGCAUUGUCACCUUUGACGAACGACUGAAAGAGGUUUGCGCUUCGCCGAAACUGCCGAUGCCAGAAUAUCGCGGCGUGAAGAGCUUCUUCGACUUCCUCACCCAUUCUGAUGACGAUCACUGCUACUCGUGGGUUGAAUUCGGCGGAGAAAAGAUACCAAUACCAUCCCAGAGCGAUAAGGAAUGUGCCGACGAAGUGCGGAAAUCGAAGUACAUUUGUUUCAACGAUGAGUACAAGAUGACCCACGACCCAUGCGUCAUCUACAGCUUCAGCCAGGACGCCGACACUCAGUUCGAACGAGAUAUGGACAUGUUCAGCUGCGAAGUCCAUUCCUUCGAUGUCGAGAAGGUAAAACACGAACACGUGCACCGAACCGAAUUCUGGAAGGAACACGCCUGGACCAUCGGGGAAUACCCUUACGACAAGCCCCUGGAGGACGGGACGUUCGAACGGCGCCGAUCGCUCGAGUUCAUCGGCAAGACGCUGGGCCACACAGGGCGAGAAAUCAAGUACAUCAAGAGCGACCUCGAGGGCAGGGAGUGGAUCCUCCUUCGGCAGAUCGUUACGCAUUUGGAUCUCAUGGAUAUCCGGCAGGCGGGCCUCAGACUUCACAUCCCUCUGUCCGUGAACCAGAUGACAGGCGAAGCGCGUCACGCGUACUUUGCCACGCUCUUCAAGGCAUUCCAGGGAAUGACCUGCGCAGGCUACAAAUACGUCUUGGGUCGUCCCAUCAAGUACUACAAAGGCAUCAUCAAAGUGCCCGAAAUGUCUAAUACCACUUUUUACCCUGCUUAUGAGGUCAAUUGGGUCAAAGUCAUCAACUAAUCGAAAGCCAAGACAGAACUUAUGAAAAAAAACUAUUUCUUAUCCUAAUUUAGUUUAAUCAAGUCCCUGGUGAUAUUAUUCUUGUAGUGCUAAGAGAAAUGUCAUUUGUAAAUAACUGCAGUAGUUUGUACAAAUUAUAAUGACGUACAGUAUAAUCGUGUUUGCUGUGGAAAAUGACGUGUACUGUACAUACGGGAAUAAGUUCUGCCAUAAGCGGUUACAUGCCCUAACAUUUGAUGUAUACCAAUCUCAAUAAAGACGCCCAUAAACAGUAA